This is a messenger RNA of Didymodactylos carnosus, 3756 nucleotides long. The record is from the annotation of a GenBank genome assembly. NCBI's taxonomy places the organism in Eukaryota, Metazoa, Rotifera, Eurotatoria, Philodinida, Philodinidae.
GUUGAAGUACUGAUAUACGAUGAAAAAUCUCUACUAUUUGUCGUACAAAAGUUUAGUUUAUUAGUAUUAUUUUUCAAAAAAUACACCAUUAUAUAGGAAGUAGUGUCUAGUUUUAUUAUCGAAAACUAAAGUUUCAGAAGAAGAUAAUAAUCUAUUCGGAUCUCAUAAAAAUAAUCUAUUCAGAAACUUUGACUCACUCUUUUAUCGAUUAUGAGAUGAAUUUGAGAAUUAUAAGAAUUGUACGUAUUUAGAUACAUCAGGAGGUUAACAAACGUAAAUUACGUCCUGUUAGUCUAAGAACAGCAUACGAUAUUUCUGCUGAUAAUAAAGCUAUGAUCUAGUUUUCAGCAACAAUUUAUGUCGUACUUAAACGAGAACAACGUGCUUACAUAUUAAAAAUCAAUCGAUAUGGUUUGUUAGAGAAUGAUAUUUGAUUCAGGUAGUUAAUUCUCAAUGCACUUGUUCUAGCUCUUUUUUUAUCACUCACUAUACAGUUUAAAGUUAGAAACUAAAGGCACAUUUUAUUAUUAAAUGACUGCUAUAGCAUGUGUUAAAAAAACUUUACUAUAUUUAUACAAUUAUUGAUACUAAUUUAAAAAAUAUACCCAGCACAACUGUUUCUUUAUUUUUCUGCAUUCUUCAUAUUAUUUAUUACUCAAAUCACAUCUUUACUAACUAUUUGAUUAUAUUUUAAUCCAUUAAAAUAAAUAUAUAUAAUAUAUCGUAGAGUAGAUUCUUAAUAGCACUAAUAUGUCCCGGUAGAAUAAGUGGAUCAGAAGAUUAUGAUAUUCAUGUAAAGAUGUUUUAUCCUUACUUUAAUUUGGCGUAAUUGAAUAAACAUUAGUUAGCUAUUUUCAUGAUCUUCUCUACUAUCUAACAUGUAUUUUCGCUAGCGAAUUAAAUAGUGUUGAGAAAAUAGAAGCAUCAGAUUAAUUUAUCCAAAUCAAAAUUAUAUUCCAAAUACAUUUACCUACCGAGAAUUAUCAUAGAUUAGAAAGUCAGUUUGUUAAAUUAGUCAAUCAAACCAAUUCUAUUCAAUCGCCACAAGACUAAUAUAAAAUGAAGUUUAAAUUUGUUGUACAAACUAGGCUUUAUAGAGAAUAGAUUUUCGAACUAAGGUUUAACACAUCGACAUACGCCAGAACGUAUCGAGUUUUUCACUAAAUGAUAAAUUUGGUAAAAAACUGGCAUGCAUUUUUCAAUUUCUAACUUCAAAUGUAUUUAAAACACUAACAGAUAGAAGUAGAAAUUUAGAAAGCAUUCUGACAAUAUUGAGUAUCUUAGUUACAUAAAUGUUUAGAUUAGUUGAAAAAUUAGUUUUAAAUCGGAUGUACACGAUCUCAAAAAUUUCUAAGGAAUAAGAUCUCUAAGAGUUUUUUCUUCAUAUAUCUUCAAUAGUUUGUGUUUAUUUUCAUGAAAAGAUAAGAAUAGAGUCUUAGAACAUUUUUAAAACAUUCAAAUGAUUUUAAAAAAUUGUCGAGCUAUACACUAUACAGAAAAAAGAAGUAAUAAAUGGAUCAACUGUAUCGUUUAGCUGAUGGCUUCUUGACUUAUAGCGUAUAUGUUUUUCUGUCACAAUUUUACUGCAUCGAAGACUAAAUCUAGCUAGUUUUGUCUUAAACUCUAUACUGCAGUAUCUAGCUACUAUAGUACAGUAAAAUGACACAUUACUGUAGUGUUCCGUUUAUUUUGAAGUAAUUAGAUGUCUUAUUCUGCUUGUCUUUCGUGUAACUAAAUGUGAUAAACUUCAAUUCAAAGCUUUCUUUACUAAUAUUAUUUAUAAGUUAUUGGCUAAUCUUUUUGUUGCGUGAUUAUAUUGAAGGUGAUUUCUAAUUUUUACAAAAAAUAGACUAUUUAUAUUUUCUUAGAGUGGAAAUUGAUUUCCGAACAAAUUUCAUCCAUUCAGAAAUGAUUCCUACGUUUAUUAAAAAAUAAAGUUAAUCUAAUAAUAUUUUUAAAUAACAGUUUUUGUUUUCAACUCUUUAUUUAUCUCCUUUUAAAUAACUCACUGUAAUCAGUAAAUUUUCGAUCGAAAUAGUUAGAGUAUUAUUAGUGACGAUAUAUUUUCGGUUGAACUAUACUUGAACUUAUUAAUAACUAUAAGUUAAGGCAGACUGAUUUUACCAGAAAAUUUUAUUGUCUGCCUAUAUCGAUUCAUUAAACAAGAUGUUUGUAUAAAGACCAUCACAUUUCUAACAAUGUUCUAGCAUUUAGAUAUACGAAAAAGCAAUCAAACCACAACAUGAUGGUUUUAAUAGUGACUCAACUAUAGGCCGAAAAACUACAUUAAGUAGAAUUGAAACGGAUGAAGAUCCGAAUAUUGCUAUCCUCGAAUUUGCUGCAUCAUCUUAUGCCGUACUUGAAAGAGAACAACGUGUGACAGUGGAUGUAGUCAGAUAUGGAAACGUUUCCUCUAUGAUACAUUUUAGACUUGAUACGAUAGAUGGAACAGCAACAGCAGGUGAAGAUUAUGUUAAAUUAUCGGAAGAAUUUAAAAUGGAGCGUGGUCAACAAGAAAAAAAAAUAACAAUUCAUGUAAUAGAUGACAAUCAGUGGGAACCAGAUGAAACAUUUUUUGUUAAGCUUUCAUUGGCUGAAGGUGAAGAAGGUCGGGCUAAACUUGGAACAAAAACCAUUGCACUUGUUACUAUUAUCAACGAUGAUGAGCCUGGUAUCAUUGAAUUUGAAGAAUCAAUAACACUUGUUAAAGAAUCAAUUGGUAAAGCUGAAAUCAAACUUCUACGAGUUAAUGGUGCCGAUGGUAGAGUAUCGGUUCGAUAUCAAACCAAAGAUAUAGAUGCAGUGGCAGAAAAAGAUUAUUUGGGUGGAGGUGGUGAAGUUGUGUUUGAACAUGGUGAAAUAUUAAAAGUGAUUGCAAUACCAAUUGUCAAUGAUUUAGAAGCUGAAAAAGAUGAAAGUUUUGCUGUUGAACUAUUUGAUCCUAAAGGUGGUGCUCAACUUGGAAAACAUGCUAAAACGGUGGUGACUAUCAUUAAUGAUGAUGAUUAUAAAUCAAUGGCGAAUCAAAUGGCCAAUUUAGUACAGGUUGAUAUUGAUCGAUUAAGUGUAACAAAAACAAGUUGGGCACAACAAUUUCAUGAUGCAAUGAAUGUAAAUGGUGGCGAUUUAGAAACAGCAAAAAUUGGUCAUUAUAUAGGUCACACGCUCGCGUUCUUUUGGAAGGUGCUAUUUGCCUUCGUUCCACCAACCCAUGUUGCUGGUGGUUGGUUAACAUUUUUUGUCUCAUUAGGAUUUAUUGCCUUGUUAACGGCCAUUGUUGGUGACGUAGCAGCUAUAUUUGGCUGUCUAGUAGGAUUAAAAGACAGCAUCACAGCCAUAUCAUUUGUAGCAUUAGGUACAUCAUUGCCAGACACAUUUGCAAGUAUGAUUGCAGCAAAAAAUUCAAAAACAGCUGAUGAUGCCAUUGGCAAUGUGACUGGUUCAAAUUCUGUUAAUGUCUUUCUCGGUCUUGGACUUCCAUGGUUAGUGGCAGCUAUGUAUUGGGAAUCAAAAAAUUUACCAUUUACAGUUAAGGCUGGUGAUUUAUCAUUUUCCGUCCUAAUAUUUUCUAUAUGUUGUGUUAUUUGUAUGCUCGUAUUAAUUGCAAGACGAUAUUUGGGCAUCUUUGGCAAAGCCGAAUUAGGAGGACCAAAAAUACCAAAAUUUCUGUGUUCAAUAUUUUUUGUUCUGCUAUGGAUUGGCUAUUUGACAUUAUCCGGUUUACAAGCAUAUGGACAUAUUAAAUGGACGUCGUAA